Molecule: messenger RNA, 3518 nt
Organism: Arachis ipaensis
Lineage: Eukaryota; Viridiplantae; Streptophyta; Magnoliopsida; Fabales; Fabaceae
Source: RefSeq, a predicted model, not a curated record
AGUUAAGACUGUUAAUCCUUCUUAUGCAGUUGUUAAGUGAGUCACCCUAUUCAGCCUUGAUUUCAUUUCAUAUCUGAAACAUCACUUAUUUGAAUGUCAUUGUUAUUAUUAUUAUUAUGUAUCUGAAUUACUUCAUUGUUUUCUAUAUCAUUCUGUAUUUGAAUGGAUUUAUAGCCAUGUAUGCAACCCUUGCAAGCAGAGAAUUCCAGAAUCACUUUUAUCUUGGAGUUCAUUGAGAAAAGACUUAAAGAACAGUAGUUGCUGAGGGUGCAGGGCAAGAGAGUACAGGGCGAUGAUAGCAAUUAGUCAAACAUAUGAAUUGUCAGUUUUCAUGCUUGCAGGACCACUUUGCAAAACAUCAAGUACAUUGGAUAUAGUAAGUCAAAGGCAACACUUUUCAAAUUCACAAAGGCCUCAAGAUAUUGAUGUUCCGGGUGAUUCGGCAUCAAAACUGAGUGAGAAUGUUAGAGUAGCUAGUCCUUAUGGAGAUCCUUCAAGUAACAUGCUAAGAGAUGAUGAUCCAAGUGGUGCAGUAUUCCUGCGCACAAACUGGCAGUUGCAAGGGUACUUACAAGAGCAAGAUGAUAUAAUUGAAAAGAAUGGAGUUGCUGUCUCUUUGAAUGGGUUGAAUUGUUCUACGACAGCUACAGAAGUUGGCACCUGAACUACAUCCAGUUCACUUUCUGAGCUACUUGAAUAGUCUUUCUCAUGAUGAUUAUAUUGCUGCUUUGGAGAAUCUUUAUUGCUACUUGGAUUACAGGCCGCUGCUGUGGCACACUCCCUCUUCUGCAUCUGCUACAAGUACAAUCUGCAAGUUGAGAAUGCUUCAGUUCUUCUUUUACUUGCUGAAAUUCACAAGCAUUCCUACUGUUGUCUGUUCUCUACUUUAAAUCCGGAAACGCAGUUCUAGGCCUUCCAUAUGCAUUAGCAAGCCUUUCAUUCUGCCGAUCUUCUAAAAGCCUCUGCUACUCUUACUCUAGCUGAGUUGUGGCUCUCUCUUGGAUCAAGCCAUGCGUUUUCACCAUAAUGGCAAGUUGGAAUUCUAAUGAGGUAAUGAAGAUUAAAGCCAUGUUGGAGGAGGGACAACCUCGCUUUAAGGACAUAUUCUGACUAAGAAACUAGAAACAAGAGUUUACCAAGUUCAUGAACAAGUCAACUACUACACAGUUCAAGUUGAUGGAACAUGCGAUGUUAUUCUGUAUUUUUUUUUUGCGAUUCGAAUCCAGAGAAAUCAUUUUCAAUUCACAAGCUUAGGACACCUAGCUAGCAGCUUCCCCUUCAUAUUUUAAUGUUCAAUAUUUCUGCAUGUUUGAGAAGUUGAAUGAUUUCUGUAAUCAUCCUUGGAACAAAAAAGUUGCCACUUUGAAGCUUGAUUACUGCAACACUCCAUGGAAGAUAGUAGCUUCAAUUGCUGGAAUUUUUCUUAUUCUCACUAUUAUUCAGACAGGAUUUUCUAUCCUCCAAGUAGUACUAGCUUAAUGCAUGUGCUUUCUAGCUUGGAUGAUGAUUAUAUACUAAUGUGUCAAUCACUCAUGGUAUUAUCUUGAGGCCGAGCCUUGAAUAAAUAUGUUUCUUAUUACAUAAUAUCAGUGAUACUUGCCUUAGAACAUUAUACUUGUCUUUAUUUUUUUCCCAAUCUCAGCUAUAUAUAUCUAUCUCAUGUUGAAUGAUGCUCUUGACAUUUGGAACUGUGGUUGCAUAACACAACUUGUUUUUUUAUAAGGUUGUGUGUCCUAUUCCACCCAUGCUAUACAAUCUGUUGUGAUGCUUCCAAAACUUUUGAUUGUAAAACAAUGAUUACUGACACAAGGUUCAACUUGUACUGAGGCAAAGGCCACACUCUCAUAUCGUUUCACUUUUCAAAUACACAAAGGCUGAAAGAUGGCAACUCCGAAUCCUAAUGACGUUGUAAUGAAGAUUAAAACAAUGUUGGAGAAGGGACAACCUCGCUUUACAAAGGAAUGUUGCAUCUACAAGGUUCCCCACAACAUCUAUGCAUACACUCCAGAGAUUGUUUCAAUUGGUCCUUUUCACCAUGGAGAUGAAAAAUUGCUAAAGAUGGAGGACCAUAAAAGACUAUAUUGCAAACAAUUUAUUGAAAGAUCAGAGACAAACAAGUUAGAAAGUUUUGUGAAUUGCGUGCAAGAGCUUGAGCCAAAGAUUCGUGCUUGUUACUCAGAUGAUACCAAGCUUAGUAAGGAAGAACAUGUUAUGGUGAUCUUGGUGGACUGCUGCUUCAUAUUAGAGUUUUUACUCAGGUACCAUUUCAUGCUUACGCGUGGCGAUGAUGCUAUUCUUUUGCCAACACGGUUAAGGGUCUAUAUACGAUAUGAUUUGUUGUUGCUUGAGAAUCAAGUCCCAUUCUUUGUUCUUGACAAGCUUUACAAUCUACUUUUUCCUUCUACCUUCAUUGGUCGGAGCCACGAUAGGCAUCCUUUGUUGUUAAGUCUCGCUCUUUAUCAUGUAGUUCCUUGUAGAAUAAUCUUUCCUGGUGAUUAUAAGGGUGAGUUAUCAGUAUCCAAUGUUGGUGGAAUAGCUCAUUUCACAGAUCUUUCUAGAAAGCUUCUAUUAUUAUCCUGUAACUUAUCAAUCUCUAGAUGUUCAAGAGAAGCACAGAUAGUGCAAAUUUAUAGUGCAACUGAGUUGAAGGAAGCAGGAGUAAAGUUUGAGGUAAACAAAGCUAGUCAAUGCUUACUAGACUUGCAACUUUCUGGUCAUAGUUUGAGAAUCCCAUUCUUUAGAGUGGAAGAUAUUACUGAGGUUGUUUUGAGAAAUUUGUUAGCUUUCGAGCAAUGUCACUGUAUCGAUGAAUCCUACCUUGCUGACUAUAUUGCUGUGUUAGAUUUUCUUAUUAACACAGACAAAGAUGUAGAUUUGCUUAUUAAGAAUGGAAUAAUUGAGAAUUGGUUAGAUGAUAGUAAUGCAGUGGCCAAAAUGUUCAAUGGUCUUGGAGUGAACAUUAUGUAUCCAGAUUUUAAUGUGCAGUAUUCCCUUAUUUUUCAAAGGUUGAAUGAUUUUUGUGCACGCCCUUGGAACAAAAAAGUUGCGACUUAUUGCAACACUCCAUGCAAGACGGUAGUUUCUAUUGCUGGAUUUUUCUGCUUGUUCUCACUGUUAUUCAGACAGUAUUUUCUAUUCUCCAAGGAGUACACUAGUACUAGAUUAUUGUUUGAUAUCUUUGUAAUUGGAAGAAUUGAAGUGUUUAUUAUGAACAUGUGGCCACUUUAUUAUGUAAUUAUUGAAGACCACUGCAUAAGGCAACUGCCUUCUCUGUAAUUGUGUAUCAAGUUUGAAUGUGAUAUUUUUUUAUUGUUGCUUUCUGGUUUCUAUACAUUAUUUACACAUCUUUAUUCUGAAAUUAGUAUUCAAACAUCAUGUUCUAUCUUAAGGUUUGAAACAUUACGAUCUUUACCUGCUUCGGGAACAUUUGUAGCUUUGAAACAAUAAUGCUCCCAAAUCAAUUGUUUAGGUGAUAGCAAAGCAGUCUUGAGGAGAACAUUAUCCAUGAAACUUUUAAU